Eriocheir sinensis (Chinese mitten crab) is the source of this 4290-nucleotide messenger RNA. It is a transcript of the gene mtRNApol, whose product is annotated as DNA-directed RNA polymerase, mitochondrial-like. The coding region runs from base 72 to 4271 and encodes 1399 amino acids. NCBI's taxonomy places the organism in Eukaryota, Metazoa, Arthropoda, Malacostraca, Decapoda, Varunidae. Gene Ontology annotation, molecular function: DNA-directed RNA polymerase activity; mitochondrial promoter sequence-specific DNA binding; protein binding. Gene Ontology annotation, cellular component: mitochondrial DNA-directed RNA polymerase complex. The record is from RefSeq and is a predicted model, not a curated record. Gene Ontology annotation, biological process: mitochondrial transcription. The transcript is spliced from 22 exons.
AAGCCAGUGCCAGCGGACGGAGCCGAACAACAACAUCACAGGACGACCCACAACAACCGGGGCCUGGCAGCAUGGGGACCGUCGGCUGCUUGAUGCUGUUUAUGAAGACAAACCCCCGCCUGCCACUCUGCCUCAGACACAGACUACUCACAGAUGACGGCCGACUGUUCCCCGAGCGAUGCAGACACUCCUGGAGGGCUGGUGGCAUAAGAAGAUGUAUUAUAAGAACCCAGUCAACUCAAGUUCAGACCACAGCACCCAAGCCACAACAAAGAGCCUCCAUCACCAAGAAAACAAAGCAAGCUACAGAGGAGAAAGCAUGCGCGAACAAACAUAUGCACAGUAGUGCUAUGUUAGAACAUUCUUUGGCAAAUGUUUGUGCUGUGUCAACCAGUAAGGGGCUGCCAUUGUUUAAGGAGGAGAGUUCCAGCAUGCCAGAUUGUGAAGUUUAUGAAAAGGAUGUACAUUUUUUCACCUCUUUCAAUAAGGAAAAUUGGACUUUUCCCACAAAUGUUAGUGACAGUGUUAGAUGGAACCAAAGAACAACUCACACAUACGACUCGUGUUUUAUGUUACCCGACUGUGUUUCAAAUAGUGUGAAGAUGAGUGAAGAAAAAUUGAAUGUGUUGUUGGAUGAUAAUUUCAUUCUGCAAGAUGAGUUAUCCCGAUCUGGAAGACCAUUACCUAGUGAUAUUAAACCUCUGAUCAUGGAAAAUGAUAGUAUGGGUGUAGAUGAGUGUACCAGUGCUGAAAAUGUAGAUGUUUUACCUGUAACUGAAGGAAGCAAUGCAGUGCCAUUACAGAGUGGAAAGCAAGUUGGUAAAGCUAAGAGAAAAGGAAAAAAAGUUAUUUCAAAGAAGGCCACUGCUCUAAAGCAUGAGAAGGCAAGUAUAGCAGUCAGUGAGAAAGCUGCACUACAACCAUCGAAAAAGAAAAAAGUGCCUAAGCCAAAAUCACAACAGAACUUGACUGCUUCUGAAGUGUUGGGUGUUUUGGAGGAAGACAUUAAGGUGCAGGAACCAAUGAAAGACAGUGCCACAAAGGCUAAAUCAUCACCCAAGAGUAAGACGGGAGUAAAGAAGAGUAACAAGCUAUUGAAGAAGGAGGAAGAAAACAAAUUCUUUAAAGAAGUGAGACGAAGAGGCCGAGAAGCCAGUUUUAACCAGUCGCUGGCUGCAUAUGUCAGUGUGUGUAUCAACUUGGGCAUGUUGAAUCGUGCCACCCACACCCUCCUCUACUACCGCCAGUGUUCCCGGCACUCAGUGCGGAAGGAUGUUUGUCAGAGAGUCACUACUAUCAAACCAUACAACAUUGUCCUUGAGGGACAUGCCCACAAAGGAAACUGGAAAAGGAUGAAGGAGCUAUACAAGUGUCUUGAAGAAGAUGAAAUAAAACCAAAUGAAACUACAUUUAUGUGGCUUCUGAGCUGCCUGGGUCGUCAAGAGAAAUCAGCAAGCAUAACUGAAAGCAUUAGAAUGUGUUUAGAUUCCAUGGAGAAAGAGGGCAUUUCAGUUCAGUCUGUGUUCAGCCAAGCUGAAGUUCUUCAGGAUGAUGUGGAUUUUGCACUGAAUGCUGUUACUCAGCUGGACCCAGAUUUUGAGUUGCAGCAUAGAAAAGCAGCAUCUGGUUACUACUGUAACUUGGUUAACGAACUGAAUGAGAACAUGUACUCCACUAAGGUACCAUCCCCAGCACACGGUGUAGCCACUCAGGAGCAGCUGCAGAAAUGGGCAGAGGAACAGUUUGCAGUGGAAGCCAGUGGUGAAUUGGUUAUUAACAGCAUUGAAAAGAGAGAAGAUUCAAAAGACACCCACCAUUACAGAAAAAUGCUGCAUGACUGGGAGGAGAAAUGGAGAGGUGUGCUGCACCAAACUUUUUUAACUCAGCUGGGAGCAUUGAAAAAGUCAUUUUAUGGAAAUGGUCUGGACAGAAGAAUGUCAAUCUACCCCUAUUUAGUGAGCUUGCCACCAGAGGAAUUCAUCAGUGUGAUGAUGCAGGAAAUACAGAGGCUAGCUCGUGGGUCAGAAAGCUUUUCCCUCAGUAAGUACAUGAUGUACCGCCGCCUUGGAGAGCUGGUGUACAUGCGCUACCUAGUCAAGUACAAGAAGGAAGUUGGCAUUCUGGAGAAACUCAAAGCAGUCUACAAGGAUUACCUCACUUGGUACCUUGACAAUGACAGAGAAGAGGGUGUCACAUAUAUUCCACGUGUGCGAUGGCAGGAGCUGGCUGCCCAGAAUUGCAGUGGCCCCUCAGUGGAGCACAGUCCAGUGGAAUGGCCAACUACUGUUCUGUCAUCCAUUGGCAAAUUCAUGUACUCCAUUAUGCUCCUAAAAGUGAUGCUGUGGAAUCCCCUUCACUCACAGAAACAUGUGUAUCCGGCCAUGUAUGAAGUGGAGCGGAACAAAGGCUACCGCAUUGUGGAUGAGAUCAAGCCCUCGCCAUCCCUGGUGGAGCUGUACCUGAAGGCUGCCAAACCCACACUGACCUUUGAGUCCAUUGUGUCCCCAAUGGUCUGCCCACCCUUGCCUUGGGUGUCCACUAAGCUGGGAGGAUAUCUGCUCAAUAAUGCUAAAAUCGUAAGGUUACCUUUCAAUGCCCACCAGCAGAAGCAGAGGAUGGAGGAGUGUGGGAACCAACAGCUGUACCCAGUAAUGGAUUCCCUUAACCAGCUAAGCACAAUUCCCUGGAAAAUCAAUAAUCCCAUGCUUGAUAUUGUUAUUCAGCUGUUUAACAAUAAUGGUUGUGAUGAACUAGAUAUCCCCCAGCCGCCAUCUCAGUGCCCAGAGCCACAGAAAAUCCAGCCUGGCAUGAGCAAGGCUGAGAUACACAAGAUUAGGAACCAGUGGCUGGAAUAUGAGCAGAGGAAGAACGAGAUGCAUUCCCUGCGGUGUGAUGGAUUAUAUAAACUCUCAAUGGCUGAUCACUUCCGGGACCGUGUGCUGUGGUUCCCCCACAACAUGGACUUCCGAGGAAGGGUAUAUCCCUGUCCUCCUCACCUCAAUCACCUCAGCUCGGAUGUGUACCGCUCCAUCCUCCAGUUUGCAAAAGGAGAGAAAUUGGGGCCAGAUGGUCUGCAUUGGCUCAAGUUGCAUCUCAUCAACUUGACAGGGAUUGUGAAGAGAGAGGCCAUCAAGGAUCGCAUGAAGUACUGUGACUCCGUCAUGGAGGACAUCCUGGACUCUGCUGACCACCCUCUCACUGGCCGUCGAUGGUGGACCAAGAGUGAUGAGCCCUGGCAGACACUGGCAGCCUGUAAAGAGUUAGCAAGUGCUCUUCGAAGUGGCAAUCCAGAGGAGUAUGUCUCUUACCUGCCAGUACACCAAGAUGGUUCUUGCAACGGACUGCAGCAUUAUGCAGCGCUUGGGCGGGACAAGAUUGGUGCCAUAUCUGUUAACUUAGCACCCAGUAGGGCACCUCAGGAUGUUUACUCAGAUGUUGCUGUGCUGGUUGAAGCUGAAAGAGAAAAGGAUGCUGCAAAGGGCAACAAAGUGGCCAAGGUUCUGGAAGGCCAUGUGAAGCGCAAGGUCAUCAAGCAGACCGUCAUGACUACUGUUUAUGGCGUAACAAGAUAUGGUGCUAGACUUCAGAUUGAGAAACAACUUAAAGCUUUGGAUGACUUUCCCCGUGACCAGCGCUGGGCGGCGUCACACUACCUCGUACACAAAACCUUCUUCUGCCUAGCAAAAAUGUUUACUUCAACCAAAGAGAUUCAGAAUUGGUUUACUGAUUGUGCCAAGAUAGUAUCUGAGACCAGAGGUGAAAAUUUGGAGUACGUCACACCCCUGGGCCUGCCGGUGGUGCAGCCGUACAGCAAGUUUAUUGGAGACCAAACAUCCAUAGCAAACCUUCCAGCAACAUUUUGCAUGGACUCAUUCAUGAAGCCAAAUGUGAUGAAGCAGAAGAAUGCAUUUCCUCCAAACUUCAUUCAUUCCCUGGACUCGUCACACAUGAUGCUGACUUCCCUUCACUGUCAGCAAGCCGGUAUUACCUUUGUGUCAGUACAUGACUGCUUCUGGACUCAUGCCUGCUCUGUUGAUGUCAUGAAUAAGAUCUGCAGAGACCAGUUUGUUGCCCUGCACAAUGAACCUAUUUUAGAAAAUCUUUCCAAAUUUUUACAAAGAAAGUUUGGAUUACCCAAUAGUGAAUUUGCAUAUGAUGGCUCUGAUCUGGAUUCUUCCAAAAUGAGGCUCAAUAACAUAGUGAGAAGAGUGCCACAUAAAGGACAGUUUGAUAUAAAUAAUGUUGUAGAUAGUUUGUAUUUCUUCUCAUAGAAUAUAUUGUACAUUUGUU